CAGAACGGGAACCGAGGCUGAGCGAGAAUAAGCCGUAGCCUUAGUUGGGGGUAACACAAACACACACUCAGUGUGAACUCAGUGCUUCCAGAAAUCCGACAGGGCUGGGCUCAGGCUGGAGAGAGAACCAGAGGCAGCAGCGACACCAAGAAGAGAGGAUGCACUGGAGGGAGACAGCAGGAACAGACGGCCUUUAGGCCUCUCUCUCUCUCUGCCGCCUCCUCCACUGAGGAAGAAGAAAGCAGCAGCAGGCGGAACCUUCGUACGCCUGGUAAGAGGGCUACGUUUCCGACCCGAGGAGUUUCGUCGUCGUACGCGACGCUCAGGAGCGAUUUGCCACGUCUGAGAGCGGCCGAGAGACCCGUCGGUGGAAGCGGAGUCGGGGGAGCCGGAGCCGCCAGGAUUCCUCCGCCGCCGCCAUGGUGUCUGUAAUUAAUACCGUUGACACUUCCCAUGAGGACAUGAUACAUGAUGCUCAGAUGGAUUAUUAUGGCACUCGGUUGGCAACCUGCUCCUCGGACAGGACAGUGAAAAUAUUUGAUGUAAGAAAUGGAGGACAAGUUCUCAUAGCUGACUUAAGAGGACAUGAAGGGCCUGUGUGGCAAGUUGGCUGGGCACAUCCCAUGUACGGAAACAUCUUGGCCUCCUGUUCCUAUGACAGGAAGGUGAUUAUCUGGAAAGAAGAAAAUGGUACCUGGGAAAAGACAUAUGAAUACACCGGACACGAUUCAUCAGUGAAUUCUGUGUGCUGGGCCCCCCAAGACUAUGGAUUGAUCCUGGCAUGUGGUAGCUCUGAUGGGGCCAUCUCGCUAUUGAGCUACACUGGUGAUGGACAGUGGGAAGUCAAAAAAAUCAGCAAUGCACACACAAUUGGCUGCAAUGCUGUUAGCUGGGCCCCUGCUGUUGUACCAGGAAGCCUAAUAGACCAGCCCUCCAGCCAAAAACCAAACUAUAUUAAACGUUUUGCAUCCGGUGGCUGUGACAACCUUAUCAAGAUUUGGAAAGAAGAAGAUGGCCAGUGGAAAGAAGAACGGAAACUCGAAGCUCACAGUGACUGGGUCAGAGACGUAGCGUGGGCUCCCUCUAUAGGUUUGCCGACAAGUACUAUUGCCAGCUGCUCACAGGAUGGCAGAGUGUAUAUCUGGACAUGUGAUGAUGCCUCUGGCAACUCAUGGACAGCAAACUUGCUACACAAGUUCAGUGAUGUAGUCUGGCAUGUUAGUUGGUCAAUCACUGCAAAUAUUCUUGCUGUGUCUGGAGGAGACAAUAAAGUAACGUUAUGGAAAGAAUCUGUGGAUGGACAGUGGGCAUGCAUCAGCGAUGUCAAUAAGGGCCAAGGAGCCGUAUCUGCUAUUACAGAAGGGCAGCAGAAUGAACAGUGACAAAUGGGUUUAUAGCGGACUAGAAUUAUCAGUGCAAGAAAAUAGAUAUGAUUUUGUAUUACUUUUCUUAUUAAACCAGAUCUCUCAAAUCUUAAGCAAAAAUGUAAUUUCUGAUUAACAUCCUGUAACUACUUUUGUCAAAAUGAUACACCAUAGCAUUGAUCUUUAGCCUUGACAUUUUGUAAGUUUUAAAGGCAAACUACAGCAGAAGGUAUUCAGUAUAUUGUUUGUUAUAUAUUUUUAAAUACCAGUUUACAUUCUGAAUAAUUUUACUGGAAAACAUUGAAGGUUUCUCUAUGAAUUCCUUUCCAUUAAGAGGUUAUGUUUCUGUCAGUUUAUACUCUCCUUCAGAAUGACUCAUUUUGUUGACUGCAGUGUUCAUCAGAAAUCCAAUAACGUUGGAGAGCUUCAGAAAACAACUUGAGCAUAAGAGGGAGAGAUGUGAGCUGUCAUUUAUCUGUGGAAGAAGAGCCAGAAAUGCAAAGUUCUUUGUCUUACAGUUUGCCUUCUUAUUUAUGAUUGACAAUAUUUAAAAACCUGAUCUCCAUUAUACUACAAAGUGAAGUUACAUCAGACCAUUUUUGUGUCCUGAAUUUGGCUUAAAAGAAAACUGAAUAAAGACUUAUUCAAAUGUUUGGAAAGGA
This is a messenger RNA of Hemicordylus capensis (graceful crag lizard), 2026 nucleotides long. It is a transcript of the gene SEC13, whose product is annotated as SEC13 homolog, nuclear pore and COPII coat complex component. The transcript has 9 exons. Gene Ontology annotation, biological process: COPII-coated vesicle budding; protein import into nucleus; positive regulation of TOR signaling. Gene Ontology annotation, molecular function: protein binding; structural molecule activity. NCBI's taxonomy places the organism in Eukaryota, Metazoa, Chordata, Lepidosauria, Squamata, Cordylidae. The record is from RefSeq and is a predicted model, not a curated record. The coding region runs from base 420 to 1382 and encodes 320 amino acids. Gene Ontology annotation, cellular component: nuclear pore outer ring; COPII vesicle coat.